CAAGUUGACGUCAGUCGCUCCGGAGCCACGUAACGUCACGGUAGUGUCGAAGCGACGUAAGGUACAUCAAGUCUAGUGCGAGAACGGAUUACCUGGAUUCGUUAUGGACUAGAGUUUGGCUAUGUGGACAGUAGUACACUAGGUACCAAGUUACCCGGAUUGUGUUUUAGUACUGGUUUUUGGUUCAACGUGUGGUUUAAGACUAGUGGUUCGUAUGGUUAUGUCAGAGCAAGGUGGACUGGCCAUGCACCAGUUACCUAUGCGCCACAGGGGGUUGGUACAGCCCAGCCUGGUGAUGAACCCACAUCCCAUCAACGAGUCUUGCUCUAUUGAAGCAUCACAAAGCAAAAAAUCACAAAGACUCAGCCAUUGCAUGGGAUGUGGAGGUCAAAUUCACGAUCAGUAUAUACUCAGGGUGGCACCGGACUUGGAGUGGCACGCAGCCUGUCUGAGGUGUCAGGAAUGUCAACAGUUUCUAGAUGAGAAAUGCACGUGUUUUGUUAGGGAUGGAAAAACAUAUUGUAAAAGGGACUAUGUGAGAUUGUUUGGCGCGAAGUGCGAUAAGUGCGGCAACAUUUUCAGCAAAAACGAUUAUGUGAUGCGUGCCAAAAACAAAAUUUACCACAUCGAGUGUUUUCGAUGUUGCGCGUGCGCCCGACCUCUGGUUCCUGGGGACGAGUUCGCGCUUCGCAACAGUGGCGACCUCUAUUGCAAAGAAGACCACGACGUCUUGGAGAGCAAAAGCGGAUCAGCGCCGGCAACACCGCACGGCGUCCCGACGGAGAGUAACAACAACACUAGUCUGAGCAACAAUAAUCACAGUAAUGCAUCCGCGGAGUUGGGAUGUAUGUCGGAUUCCGGAUCGGAGAGCGGUUCCCACAAAGGAGGCAGCGGUAACGGCGGUGGGGGGGCACCCCGCAAGUCCGGCGGCGGCGGAGCGGGUAGCGGGGGCGGCAGCGACGGCAAGCCCACGCGAGUGCGCACCGUGCUCAACGAGAAACAGUUGCACACGUUGCGUACCUGUUACUCGGCGAAUCCGCGUCCAGACGCGCUCAUGAAAGAGCAGCUCGUCGAGAUGACGGGACUGAGCCCGAGGGUCAUAAGGGUCUGGUUCCAGAACAAGAGGUGCAAGGACAAGAAGAAAACGAUGCUGAUGAAACAACAGAUGCAGCAGGAGAAGUUUUAUGCACAGGAUGGCCGCAAAUUGGGAUAUGGGGCGAUGCAAGGUAUUCCAAUGGUAGCAUCGUCACCUGUUCGUCAUGAUUCGCCUCUUGGUGUCCACCCUUUGGAAGUGCAAGCUUAUCAACCUCCAUGGAAGGCGCUCUCUGACUUUGCCAUGCAUGCCGACCUAGACCAACCCCACCAACCAGCCUUUCAGCAGCUCGUAAAUCAGAUGCACGGCUAUGAUUUACCUCCACCAUCCAUGGGUCCUGGAGCUCCCCCUGGCCCACCACCUGGAUUACUAGGAAACUCCGCUCCUCCACCAGAUGCUAUGACCCAUCCAGACAGCACAGACAGCUACGUUACUUAUCUAGAAAGCGACGACAGCCUGCCAGCCAGCCCCUAACGCCCUCCUUUACCCGGCUAGCUUCGACCAGACGCUCUCUUCGCUCUGUCGUCCUUCAUUAUGUACCACCAAAGGAGAUUUUUACAAGCACAGCUCGAAAAUUGAAGCUACAAAAAAUCUAGAUCAGUUCCGAAAUUUGAUCAAUGAAAAGUUUAUAUGAUUCAGGUCGAAUGCGUCUGACAAUUAGACAAGUUAUCAUUUAAAUUUAUUUUUGACCUUCCGGUUUCAGUACAAAAGCAAUGAUGAUGCCAUAAUAAUCAUAAGGUUAGAUAUAUACAUUAUGAUUCCACUGAAGAACAUCUUGCUUCAGUUCAUACCAAAUUAUUAAGUUCGCUAACAUUGAGAGAAUAAUGUGCAUUCGUUCUGGAUACAGAGAAACCUCCGAGAAGGAUGGACACUAGAAGAGAAUAGUAAAUUUUUGAAACAGUACCCUUUGUAAAAAUGACUUGUAUGUACGACCUCAGUGUAACAUAUAAUUACAGAAGUUGUUGAAACAUUUUGACAUCACCUGUUAUGUUCUAGAUGUAAUACAUAUUGUUUCAAAUUUAAUUUGAAGAAUCUGUUCCGUGCAUUCGAAUAGGAUAUUUUUACAAUUUACGGAGCUGCAAUGUUUAAUGUAUUUAUACUAUAAAUAUGUAUGUAUUUGAUAUAAAAUAAGUUUAUUCGUGUAUAUAAUGUUAUGAGCAUAUAACUAUAUGACUUAUUUGUAAAUAAACCCAAUACAAUUAA
Molecule: messenger RNA, 2296 nt
Organism: Coccinella septempunctata (seven-spotted ladybird)
Lineage: Eukaryota; Metazoa; Arthropoda; Insecta; Coleoptera; Coccinellidae
Gene: tup
Product: insulin gene enhancer protein ISL-1
Exons: 6
Coding region: 215-1567 (450 amino acids)
Biological process (GO): positive regulation of transcription by RNA polymerase II; neuron fate specification; axonogenesis
Cellular component (GO): nucleus
Molecular function (GO): cis-regulatory region sequence-specific DNA binding; DNA-binding transcription factor activity, RNA polymerase II-specific
Source: RefSeq, a predicted model, not a curated record